This is a messenger RNA of Drosophila serrata, 2895 nucleotides long. RefSeq names its product putative RNA-binding protein 19. Lineage: Eukaryota; Metazoa; Arthropoda; Insecta; Diptera; Drosophilidae. The record is from RefSeq and is a predicted model, not a curated record. Gene Ontology annotation, molecular function: RNA binding.
ACUAUCACUUACACGUGCAAUUCGUAAACAAAAUGCGUUUUUGUUAAUUUUAUGCACAAAACCUUAUAAUUUAGCAACAAAAUGUCACGGAUUAUAGUAAAGCAGCUGCCGAAGCAUAUCACGGAGGACAAGCUGCGUCAGAUUUUCGGUGCCCAGGGAACGAUAACGGAUCUGCAGCUGAAAUACACGCCCGAUGGUAAGUUCCGGCAGUUCUGCUUCGUCGGCUACAGCAGCGAGGAUGAGGCGCAGGCGGCCAUCCGGCACUUGGACAACACCUGCAUCCAGACGAGCCGGGUGCGCGUGGAAUCUUGCGCUGCCCUGGGCAGUGAGUCCAAACCGCAGUCGUGGAGCAAGUAUGCCAAGGAUAGCAAGAAGAAUCUUGACAAGCUGAAGGCCGAGGAGGAGGCGGCUAAGGCGGGGACCAAAAUUCAGAGCAGUAAGGAAAAGAAAAAGAAGGACGACAAGGUGGAACAGAUUCUGGGCAAGCACAAAGACGAUCCCGAGUUCCAAGAGUUUCUACAGGCGCACGACAAGACUCGCACGCUGUGGGGCAAUGACUUGGGCAUAAAUGGCAAUCAAAACGAAGAGGAAAACGAUGAGGAUAAGAGCGAGCAGGAUGAAGAGGAUACACCAGCUGGCAGAGACGACAGCGGCGUAGAUGCCGAUGCAGGUGAUGAGGAAACAGCGGCAGAUGAUGAGAAUGAGGAGGACGCGGGGAAACUGGCCGAGAAACCCAUCAGUGAUCUGGAAUACAUGAAAUCCCUAAUGGCAGGCAAGGCGACCACACCCGCCACUCCCACCAAGAAAGCCACUACCAAGGCGGACAAAUCCAACCUGGAGCUAUUCACCAUUAAAAUACACAACGUGCCGUACAACACGAAGCGCCAGGAGGUGCUCAAGUUCUUCAAGCCCCUGAAGCCCUACUCGGUCCGCUUGCCCAGCAAAGUCCAUGGCUUCUGCUAUGUGGGAUUCAAAACAGAAAAAGACAUGGCCAAGGGAAUGCUCAAGAACAAGAGUUUCAUCAAGGGCAAGCAGGUGUUCUUCUCCGAUUUCACCGAGAAGAACAAGGUGACCAAGGCGGGAAAGAGUGGUCAAACGGUGACGCCUGCAACAACAGAGACGGGCAAUGCCAAGUGGAAGCAGCAGCAGGAUGGUCUGUCCAAGGAAGAUGACAUUUCCGAAUCGGGAAGGAUAUUCUUUCGGAAUCUGGCCUACACCACCACCGAGGAGGAGCUCCGGCAGCUGUUCGAACAGUAUGGUCCCGUGGUGGAGGUUAAUCUGCCGGUGGAUAAGUUAACGCGAAAGAUUAAGGGCUUCGGCACAGUCACCUACAUGAUGCCAGAGCAUGCUCUCAAGGCAUUCAAUGCUUUGGACGGUACCGAUUUCCAUGGGCGGCUACUACAUCUGCUGCCCGGCAAGGACAUCGCGGAGAAGACAGCCCAAGAUGAUCUCGAUGAAAACGAUGCCAGUCUCUCGUUCAAACAAAAGAAGGCCCUCAAGCUGAAGAAGAACGCACAAAAGCCCAUCGGAUGGAAUACACUGUUCAUGGGCGCAAAUGCCGUGGCCGAGAUUCUGGCCAAACAGUUCAAGACCACCAAGGAGAAGAUUUUGGAUACAAGCGAUGGCGGUAGCAGUGCUGCAGUGCGUUUGGCCCUCGGCGAGACCCAAAUAGUGAUCGAAAUGAAGCGUUUUCUUGAGGCCGAGGGCGUCCGGCUGAAUGCCUUCGAUGAGCCCCCAAAGAGGCGUUCCAAUACUGUGAUACUGGCCAAGAAUCUGCCGGCAGCCACCGAAACGUCAGAACUGACGCCUCUGUUUAGUCGUUUUGGUCCGAUUGGAAGGAUUGUGCUGCCACCCAGCGGCGUAACGGCUCUCAUUGAGUACUGUGAUCCCUCGGAGGCAAGGCAGGCAUUCAAGAAGCUGGCCUACAGUAAGUUCAAGAAUGCACCCUUGUAUUUGGAGUGGGCACCGGACGAGGUCUUUACCACAACACUCAGCGGGGAGCCGGUUAUACCCAAAUCGGAGCCUAAAGAAGAGAAAAGGGAGGAGAAGAAGGAGAAGCCUGAGGAAUCCCAGAAAGAGACACCGGAGGAGGAGGAGAAACCGAUUGCCGAGGAUGCUGACGAUGAACCCGAACCAAAUACAACACUUUUCCUGCGCAAUCUGAACUUUAAGACGGUGCAGGAGACGGUGGAGAGGCACUUCCGGCACUUGGGCAGCAUACACACGGUGGAAAUAGCCAAACGCAAGGAUCCGGAGAAUCCGCGACAGCUCAACUCCCUGGGCUAUGGUUUUAUACAGUUUAAAAAGUCUGCGGUGGCUGAGCAUGCGCUCAAAAAUAUGCAGCUUACCCAUAUUGAUGGUAAUCCUGUGGAGCUCAAGCGCAGCGAUCGUGUGUUGAAGAGCCAAGACCAGGCAGGUGCUCAGCGGCGUUUAGCUGCGCAGAAGAUGCAAACGGGCACCAAGAUCCUGGUGAGGAAUAUACCUUUCCAGGCGCAAUAUCGCGAAGUCCGGGAUAUAUUCAAGGCCUUUGGCGAGCUGCGUUCGUUGCGCAUUCCUAAGAAGGCCACCGGCGGCGAGGAGUCUCAUCGUGGCUUUGGUUUCGUUGAUUACAUGAGCAAGGCGGAGGCCAAGCGUGCCUUUGAAGCGUUGAGUGCCAGUACGCAUCUGUACGGACGCCGUUUGGUGCUGGAGUGGAGCGCCAACGAUGAUAGCCAGGAUGUUGAGGAGCUGCGCAAGCGAACGGCGGCCAAAUUUGGCGAGAGUCAGGCAGCAACUGCAGCCAAACGCAGUCGCAAAUCCUUCUUCGAUGUGGAGGCGGUGGCCCCGGCUGGUGACGAUGACGAGGAGGAGGAUGGUCACUGAGCAUUACAAGUACAAGUUGUAAAAUUGUAACAA